This is a messenger RNA of Suillus clintonianus, 1022 nucleotides long. RefSeq lists its product as uncharacterized. The record is from RefSeq and is a predicted model, not a curated record. The coding region runs from base 56 to 862 and encodes 268 amino acids. Gene Ontology annotation, molecular function: electron transfer activity. NCBI's taxonomy places the organism in Eukaryota, Fungi, Basidiomycota, Agaricomycetes, Boletales, Suillaceae. The transcript is spliced from 7 exons. Gene Ontology annotation, cellular component: cytosol.
GUCCCGAUAACACGAGCAACUUUACUUUUCAGCAAGCUUCGAGUUCAAGUAGAAGAUGAGGCCUUCUGCCGCGCGGUUGCUCAACAUAUUGGUCCCUAUAAAGAGGGCGGUAGACUAUGCCGUGAAGAUUCGCGUGAAUCCUGAGCAGACAGGCAUCGAUCUCAAUGUUAAACAUUCCAUGAAUCCAUUUGAUGAGAUUGCUGUGGAGGAAGCCGUUCGGAUACGAGAACGCCUGAAGGAUGCAGUAAAAUCUAUCAAGGUCGUCACAAUCGGUCCACCCAAGUCCGCAGAGACACUCCGUACCGCACUCGCCAUGGGUGCCGACUCUGCUGUCCACGUUGAAAUCCCGGAAUCUGCUCCGGCCCCAGAACCUCUCGGUGUCGCGAAGACUUUGAAGGCUCUCAUCGAACGACAGAAGGAGGGUGUGGACAUAGUGAUCCUGGGGAAGCAAGCUAUUGACGAUGAUGCUGGACAAACUGGACAAAUGCUCGCUGGCCUCAUGGGCUGGUCACAGGCAACAUUUGCAAGCAAGGUCGUGGUGGACCCAGAGCAGAAGGUUGCGAACGUCACUCGUGAGAUAGAUGGGGGCCUUGAGGAGCUCAGGUGCAAGCUUCCUGUUAUAAUAACAACGGAUCUUCGGCUUAAUGAACCGCGGUAUGCCUCGUUGCCGAACAUCAUGAAAGCCAAGAAGAAACCUGUGGAGAAGUUGACAGCUGUGGAACUUGGAAUUGACCUCACGCCUAGACUAGAGACCAUCAAAGUCACAGAACCCUCAAAGCGCGUUGGUGGUGGCAAGGUGGCAAAUGUGGACGAGCUUCUCGCCAAGCUCAAAGACGCCGGCAUCACUGGAAAGCGUGCGUAGCAGCAGCUUGAAUGUUCCCCGCACUCACCUGCACCAUGAGCUGUAUGCCAAGUACUGAUGAUAACACACAGGAUAAUACGAUCUUCUCAGUGAUAAAAGAUAUUUUCUAUGUGUCGUACAGUACAAAUGACAACGGGUGAAAUCGUAUGGACGAUGAUAC